UUCCGAUCUUAAAGGCGAUUAACUGGCGUUUCGUGCGUCGUCUCUGCAUGUAAUCAUUGGAGAAAGCUUUUACUGUGCGGUGCAUAUUUAUGUUCUAUACAAAACCUGCUUCCACUUAUGAGCUAACAUCAUCCUUUCAGUCGCAUCACUCGCAUCCGCGGCAUCCACUGCAUCUUGUGCUACCGAUCUACAUGUUGAAGCAGCAGCUGCAGCAGCGCACAGCCAGGCACAGCUGAUUCCCGCAGCGUAGCGAGGAUUCGUGGAUUCGUUCCGAAUCCGCAGUUAUAUUGCCGUAUUGGUUUUACGCGCAGAAAUCAGUUUCUUACUGUGUAAGCUACUGUUUACAUAAGAGUUUGCAGUCACUUCGCCCGACGUCCGCCUCCCUUUAGGUGGAAAAUGAAGUCUCGCGGAGAACCAGUUUAGCCGCGCAUCGUGCAAAUGCUGUGACUGCCUGGCAUCGUUUGUCACCACUGUCGUUCAAGCUGGGAAAACUGUAGAUUGGGGGAAGAAAAGCCGUUCAGCUCGCGUACAGGACCCGCAUUAUGGCUGGUACUGAAGAGGACACUCCCAGCAACUUGUCGUCCAACGAAAGUGAUGCACCGGCUACCCAGGCGGUCCAGGGAAAAUCAUUUCAGAGCCCUGCGAAUGCCUCACCACCAAUGAAUCGUCGAGGCAGUGAUGCAUCACAGUGUCUCACAACCAAUGGUGUGCGAGCACGCACAGAUGAUCCACUGGCAUCCAUUGCAUCAAAUAGUAGUCAAGUGCCAUUCAACUGGCAAGCUUCAAGAAGCACCGUGCAGGAGCGGCUGUCUUUUCUCUUCAACAAGGAAAUUCUCAGUGAUGUCCGCUUCCUGGUUGGCCGAGGUGCACAGCAGCAACGGUUACCCGCCCACAAGUUUGUGCUGUCCGUGGGAAGCGCUGUUUUUGACGCAAUGUUUAACGGGGCUUUGGCGACAAAUGCGGAAGAGGUGGAGCUUCCUGACGUGGAACCCGCUGCUUUCUUGGCGUUGCUCAAGUUCCUGUACUCUGAUAAAGUACAGAUUGGUGCCGAGACUGUCAUGACCACACUCUACACGGCUAAGAAGUAUGCAGUGCCGGCUCUCGAGAAGGCCUGUGUCGACUUCCUUCAACGACAGCUGAGCAGUGACAACGCCUUUCUGCUUCUAGCACAGGCACGGCUAUUUGACGAGCCUCAGCUGGCUGCGCUCUGUCUCGACACUAUCGACAAGAGCACAGCGGAAGCCCUCGCAGCAGAAGGCUUUGUGGACAUUGACCGGGACACCCUGUGUGCUGUGCUUGAGCGAGAUACACUCCGUAUACGGGAGGUGAAACUGUUUGCCGCUGCUCUGCGCUGGGCGGAGGCGGAGUGUGUGCGCAUGGGACGUCCCGUCACUGCUGACAACAAGCGUGCUGCUCUUGGACGAGCCUUGUUCCUGGUGCGCUUUCCGCUCAUGAGCAUCGAGGAGUUUGCACUGGGACCAGCGCAGAGUGGCUUACUGACAGACAAGGAGCUGGUCUCACUGUUCCUACACCUUACGGUGAACCCAAAGCCCCCGGUGUCAUUUCCAGACAGCCCUCGCUGCUGUAUUUUGGGCAAAGAACAGGUGGUGGCACGGUUUCAGCAGACUGAGAGCCGUUGGGGCUACUCUGGAACAUCCGAUCGUAUCCGGUUUGCUGUGGACAGGAAGAUCUUUGUGCUGGGCUAUGGUUUAUACGGGUCUAUUCAUGGCCCUUCGGACUAUGAUGUCAACAUUCAGCUCGUUCAGACAGGCUCCGGCCAAGUGCUUGGAUCGCACGACACAAGCUUUAACAGUGACGGAUCACCAGCCAGAUUUCGUGUGCUCUUCAAGAGCCCAGUGGAAGUGGCUCCUAAUGUCAACUACACAGCUUGUGCCACGCUCAAGGGACCAGACUCUCACUACGGAACAAAGGGCUUGCGCAAGGUAACACUCGACUGCCCGCGUGGGAGCAAGGUUACGUUCCAGUUCACCUAUGCCGCUGGAAACAAUAAUGGCACCUCUGUUGAAGAUGGCCAGAUUCCAGAGAUCAUCUUCUUCACAUAGUGCGUCUGGCCGAAAUGGCUCUGCUGUGCCGGUGCAUUUAAGACAGACUGAAAAGCAGCGCUCUAGCGUAACCUGUCCCUGAGGACUGUAAACGGAAAAUUGCGUGAAAGCCUCACCGUUACCUGAGCUAAAUGCGCAUAUACCUUGGUUGUGGUAGGAAUGAUCUGCAUAUGUGGAAUUGGAAUUACCCGUGUUACCAUGCGUGGGUGUGCUUAGAUGUUGAUUUAUGUAGCAGUAGCAGUAUCAUUAGUGCCCUUAAAAUGCGAUGGCAUUUCUUCCCACCUCUCAAGAGUUGUGUAUAAGAAGUUUGGAGUACCAAGUAUUGUCAUGUGCGGUAGGACAGAAUGCCUGUUGGUAGGAAUCUGUGAACUAUGGUCUUCAAAAACGAAACAAAUGCAAUUAUUCUAUAGUUGUGGUAUAGAGUUGGGUAUAACAAUACCUUCGCAUAGUUCUCACUUGUUUAAAAAUAUUUUUCAAAUAGGAAAUACUUAUGCUGGUUCCUAAACUGGAUGGCCUCAAACCCCUCUGCUCCCUUCUUAAUCAUUUCCUUUUAACUUACUUUAAAGGGCCCCUCACCAACUUAUUCCACGUUUUGUUGACACACUUGAAGUUCUCUAAGGAGCUUUGAACCAGAAUAAUUUUUUAAAUUAGUUUAUUAUAGGAGGAGCUAGAAAAAAUUGUCUUUCUAGCAUGUUACUAAAAGGAGAGCCACUGUUUUGCUUUGUGAUGCUUUAAGUGGUGACAUAGUGCGCUCCGCAUUGGAUUAUGAACCGAAGUAAUGUACAGUCAAACCCGCACUGAACUGUCAAAAAUACGAGAAUUAGUUCGAUAUAUCGUAUAAUUCGAUAUAAAACUUUUUAAGAAUUUACCAUAUUUUCUAUGCGAAUUUUGGUGCGCAAGAUUGCCUCACGGCACUGCUUCACGCUAUUGCAAGGAAAGUGGCUUCAUGGCAAUAUGCAAGGAUUUUUUUCUAAGUUUUUAUUUUUCUGCGGUUUGUAGUUGGGGUGCGGAUUAUAUGCAGGGGCGAAUAAUACGUGAGAAAAUAUGGUAUUGAUUCAAACGGUGCAUCAAUAUCAUGCUACGUAGCUGUGCAUACUCGUCGGGCAUCGGAAGCCUCUUGUCCGCCAUGUUCUUCAGUCAUGCUGAGCACAGUACGACUGAAGAACAAGCCGAUUUUGUAUGCAACGGCAAGGUUAGACUUAAUUCCUCCGCAUUCGACUGCAUUGAUUAUCGCCAACUUUGAGUAUAACAGCAGGUUUUUCAUUUCAUGGCUACCAUCGCGCUAAGGGAGCGAAGAAUCUCAAAGAAGCGAACGAGGCGACAAUGAAGAAUCAUGGGAGAAAGCAUGUGAUGGCAAGCAGUAGUUACGACCGGGAAAGUCCCUUUGUGUGAGGAAAAGCCAACCUUUUGUGAGGGAAAGCCAACUUCUUGGGGCAUUAUGCGCUGUAUGAUGUAUGAAGAGUUCUGGCUAUUUUUGUUUGACGUAGCCUUAGUUCGAUAUAUAGUAGAGUUUGACUGCCAUGGCUAGUAACGUUCCAAGCAGUGCCUGUUGCGUGUGGUAUUUUUCGGAUCGACACAAAGCUCCUUGAAAAGGAAGGGUAUGUGGCCUUCCGUUUGACAUUUCGACCAUUUUUGUAAUGUGCAAAUGUUUAAUACUUUAUUUAUUUUAUUUACGCUUUAUUCAUAGCUCCAAGGCGCCAUUAUAGUGAGGGUGUUACCAUUUGUAAAACAGUAAUGAUAAUAUCGGCAGAACUCUAGACAUGAUCCUCAGCAAGUGAUCUGCUAUGCUUUUCGAUUCCGAAACAUGGUGAGGGGCCCUUUGAGGUGUGCCUUGGUAGCCUUAAAGGUCAAUCAAUCAUAGUUUACCUUGCUAUGUUCUAUGCUUGCUAAGCACAAGUGAAGCUUUAAAUAUUUCACACCAUGAAUAAAGAUCCCGGAAUCUCUAAGUGAAUUGUAAAGUUUCAAGCAGCAUUUUAUAUUUUGACUAAUAUUAGCACAUUAGAGUCAACAAACAGCAUCGUGUAAUUUAGAAUGGUAUUUGGGCGCUCGUGAAUGUAUGGUGCUUUAACUCAAAAUGCAUUCGCUUCUUAUCUUUUAUUGACGUGGAAUGUUUGUGACAAAAAGUUUCUUUUGAGAAGCAAAUGAAGUUAAUGCUUAUUAUAUAGUUUAAAAUAAUUUGCAUAUUUGCACACUCCUACCACUGGGCAUAGUAGACAUGGGAAAUCUGUGCUGGCAUUUGUUACCAUCAUCCCAUGCAUGCAUUUAUAAUUGCAUUAAUGUUCAUGAAGUUGUUUAUGGAUGAACUCGAAAAAUACUACUGACCAGUUUAACUCAACUGACAGUUGCGCUGCUAUGUGCAGUGGGUGAAUCUCUAAAGAUGGUCCUGGCGAAUUUUGCCAUAAUGUUUUGUGCUGUGUAACAAAAUUUCAUACACUCUGUUGGCUGUGUCCAACAAAUAUGUGGGGAAUGUUGUAGAGUCUGGCAGGAAUUCUGCAGCAUAAGCACUCCGGCACAUGCCUAAAAGUGGAACCUCAUUACCAUUUGCAUCUAUGUAUCAAUUGUUCACUUGUACACUGUUCAUCUAGUCUCCUGUACAUAUUGUAAGGUUUUCCCUUCUUUGUUCCAAAAAAUAAUAAUAAAGUCCAAUAUGCUUGUUUCCUGAAAUGUACACCAUACUUUAUUAAACCCAACACCUACACUGUGUCCUUUAGAGCUAUUCGUGUCACUACGGCAUCCAGUAAGGUGCCCACGGUGAGUUCCUUCUCGGUCACCUUGAACA
This is a messenger RNA of Rhipicephalus sanguineus (brown dog tick), 4842 nucleotides long. Its product is annotated as BTB/POZ domain-containing protein 2. Gene Ontology annotation, molecular function: protein binding. The record is from RefSeq and is a predicted model, not a curated record. Gene Ontology annotation, biological process: neurogenesis. The coding region runs from base 543 to 2063 and encodes 506 amino acids. NCBI's taxonomy places the organism in Eukaryota, Metazoa, Arthropoda, Arachnida, Ixodida, Ixodidae. The transcript has 6 exons. Gene Ontology annotation, cellular component: cytosol; P-body.